AUGGGAUCGGAAAUGGACGACUCACAACGUAUUUUCAUUUGCACCGGAAGACAAUGCUUCACUUUGGGAGGCAAAGGAAGAGAAAUCGGCGUUUACACGGCUGGCAUGCUUUUUGCACUGUCUUGCUGGAUGUUUGUAGACGGACUAUUAUUCUCAUCCACUUUACCCAACCGUGUUAUCCCACCGGGCUUUGAAGAUUGGGCGCCUGGCAUAGUCGCCAUACUUGGCAUGAUCACGCAAGUUAACAAUGACAACGGCUCUAUCAAUCUCAUUGAUAAAGAAGCUCUCAACGGCGACGAAUUUGAUGGUCGUAUUCCUUGGCGAGCUCGCUUGAUUUUAUUCCUGGGAUUUGCUAUGCUUGGUGGUGGUGUGGCAGGUUCAGUGACCGUUUUAAUAGUCAAGUAUACUAUUCAUGAUCUGACGCCUUUGGAUUAUUAUUUGGGGAUUAUGGAGGUCAUCCAAUGCACUCUCAUCAUGAUGAGGUCGCAACCGCAAGAUCAAUAUCAUUACAUUUAA
Radiomyces spectabilis is the source of this 516-nucleotide messenger RNA. RefSeq lists its product as uncharacterized. Lineage: Eukaryota; Fungi; Mucoromycota; Mucoromycetes; Mucorales; Radiomycetaceae. Gene Ontology annotation, biological process: late endosome to vacuole transport via multivesicular body sorting pathway; protein targeting to vacuole. Gene Ontology annotation, cellular component: Vps55/Vps68 complex; fungal-type vacuole membrane. The record is from RefSeq and is a predicted model, not a curated record. The transcript is spliced from 6 exons. Bases 1 to 516 code for a protein of 171 amino acids.